AUGCAUCAAUCACACCUUAACCCAGGGGAUCGUCACAACCAGAGCAGUGAGAAGGAAAUGGUUCCCUGCAAAGAGCAGGGUGCAGUCCUUUCUUUUUUUUUGUAUUUCAUUAUCUUUCUGCAGGAUGUUUUCACCCCAGAAUGCAAAUUUAAAGAGUCUGUGUUUGAGAACUACUACGUGAUCUAUUCUUCUACACUGUACCGUCAGCAAGAAUCAGGCCGAGCAUGGUUUCUGGGCCUCAAUAAAGAAGGUCAAAUCAUGAAGGGGAACAGAGUGAAGAAAACCAAGCCCUCAUCACACUUUGUACCAAAACCUAUAGAAGUGUGUAUGUACAGAGAACCAUCACUACAUGAAAUUGGAGAAAAACAAGGACGUUCAAGGAAAAGUUCUGGAACACCAACCAUGAAUGGAGGCAAAGUCGUGAAUCAAGAUUCAACAUAGCUGAGAACUCUUCCCUUCUUUCGUCUCAUCCCUUCCCCAUCU
Molecule: messenger RNA, 483 nt
Organism: Castor canadensis (American beaver)
Lineage: Eukaryota; Metazoa; Chordata; Mammalia; Rodentia; Castoridae
Source: RefSeq, a predicted model, not a curated record